This is a messenger RNA of Schizosaccharomyces octosporus yFS286, 816 nucleotides long. Its product is annotated as dual specificity phosphatase Stp1. The transcript has a single exon. Gene Ontology annotation, biological process: protein dephosphorylation. The coding region runs from base 196 to 669 and encodes 157 amino acids. NCBI's taxonomy places the organism in Eukaryota, Fungi, Ascomycota, Schizosaccharomycetes, Schizosaccharomycetales, Schizosaccharomycetaceae. Gene Ontology annotation, cellular component: cytoplasm. Gene Ontology annotation, molecular function: acid phosphatase activity; non-membrane spanning protein tyrosine phosphatase activity. The record is from RefSeq and is a predicted model, not a curated record.
UUUACAUUAUAACUUGAUAUUAGUGAUUUCGAACGGUUUUAUAAAAAGAAAAAGAAAAAGUAAAAUAAGACAAACGGGAUUCCAUUUCAUAUCCUUAUUAGAAGCAGACGUUAGAAGCAAAAUAAGUUUGGUUGCUCGUUCAUUAGGGAGAACUUUACUAUAAAAAAAAAACAAAAAGAUUUUUGGAAUUGAAAAAUGUCUAUGAAAAUAUGCGUUCUUUUUGUCUGCUUAGGCAACAUUUGCAGAAGUCCAAUGGCGGAAGCCGUUUUUCGAGACGAAGUGGAAAAGGCAGGCGUAAGUGAGCAUUUCGAAAUCAUUGACAGUUGCGGUACUGGAGCAUGGCACGUAGGCAGCUGGCCGGAUCCUCGUACGGUGGAUGUGUUGUUUGCAAAUGGAAUUCAUACGGACCAUGUGGCUCGAAAACUAAAAUUGACAGAUUUCAAAAAGUUUGAUUACAUAUUUGCAAUGGAUCGAUCAAAUCUGCAAAACAUUAAACGGGUGUGUCCCAGUGAUGCAAAGACACAUAUCUCAUUAUUUGGAGAUUAUGGUAGCGCAGGUGUCUCGAAGAUUGUGGAGGAUCCUUACUAUGGAGGAGAUGAUGGAUUCCAAUUAUGCUACGAGCAAUUGGUAGAUUUUUCAAGAAACUUUAUAAAAAAGGUCGUUGGAUAGAGAGGAUUUUAUAGAAGGAAUAUAGAAGUUGAAGAGUAAUCUGUAAAGAAAAAAACUAGAAAUGGUAGGAAGGAAGGAAGGAAAGGGGAAGUAGGCAUAUGGAGAGAAUAAAAAGAAAGGAGAGAAAAAUAGAUCAUAACGAAAAAA